AUGAACGCUUUAAGGAAGCUAUGGCUCUCCAGCAAUAACUUCAGCGGAGAAAUCCCCACCUCGUUUGCAAAAUUAUCGCACUUGAUUGAGUUGCAACUCGAUAAUAAUUUGUUCUCCGGGGAGAUUCCCACGAUGGAACUACCCUUACUCGAGAUUCUCGACUUAUCGAAUAACAAACUACAAGGACAGGUUCCUUCGAAUUUGAUGAGAUUCGGAGCACAUUCAUUUAGGGGAAACCCCGGUUUAUGCGGGGCUUAUUGGCCCAUGCUAUGCAGCGGCCAUGAUGAUUGUAACGAUGACAAACCAUCGACGGGAGUUAGCAAUGUUCAAACCGAUACGCACACGCCGAAAAGAAUAACGUUACAGAUGAUGACGUUUGUGGGGGUGAUUUUUGGUGUUAUGGGAGCAGGAACAAUUCUCUCAAGAUAUAGGCAUCAUGAUGAGAAAUCCGACAUCCUUCCUACGACUAUGAGUGAUAGUUCGGUUUGGAGUCAAAAAAAGGUAAGUAGUCGAGUAGUGUCAAUAAAAGGGGAAGGUGUCGACAAUUUGAUUUUUGUCAACAGAGAUAAGGGUGUGUUUGGUAUGCUUGAUUUGAUGAGAGCGGGUGCGGAAGUUUUGGGACAUGGGCUUUUGGGGUCGUCUUAUAAGGCUACGAUGAGUAAUGAAUUGAAGGUGGUGGUGAAAAGGGUCAAAGAUAUGAACAAGGUUGAGAGAGCCAGUUUCGAUGAGGAAAUGAGUCGAAUAGGAAAAUUACGCCAUCAAAAUCUAUUACCGUUGUUGUCCUAUCAAUAUCGAGCCGAGGAGAAAUUGCUUGUUUCUGAAUUCAUCUCUGAAGGCAGCUUGACAUGCUUAUUGAACGGUGAUCGCGAUAAAUUCGAUUGGCCAGCUCGGUUGAAGGUUGUUCAAGGUAUUGCUCAAGGUCUAUCCUAUCUUCAAAGCGAGCUCCAAUCAUCAUCUGACUUGCCUCACGGGCAUCUCAAAUCAAGCAAUGUCCUCAUCGGCCCAGAAUUCGAGCCAUUGCUUGUGGACUACGGCUUCGACGCCCUAAUGAAGCCUGAACAAGCCGCUGAAGCACUAGCCAGCUACACUUCUCCGGAAGCUUCCGAAGGCCACCACAAAGUUACAUCCAAAUCAGAUGUUUAUUGCUUAGGAAUCAUCAUACUCGAGAUCCUUACUGGAAAGACCCUCUCACAAUGUAACGAUAGUGACAAGAUAGAUGACAUCAUAACCGCCAUAAAUGACAACAAGGAACAAGAUGUCAUAGACUCGGAACUAGUUAAGACGAAGAACACUACGGGAGAGAUUAUAAAGUUGAUGAGGAUCGGAGUGAACUGCACAAAGAGCGAUCCCGAUCUACGGUUAGAGCUUGACGAAGCGAUCAAGAAGAUCGCGGAUGUUCAAGCGGAAGGGGUCGAGAUUGAGGAAGAUAAUGUGCAAGAACAAGCACACACAGAGACCUUACGGGAAGAACAUGACCAAUCUGAGCAGGAGCAAUUCAGAUGA
Impatiens glandulifera is the source of this 1503-nucleotide messenger RNA. Its product is annotated as pollen receptor-like kinase 3. The record is from RefSeq and is a predicted model, not a curated record. Lineage: Eukaryota; Viridiplantae; Streptophyta; Magnoliopsida; Ericales; Balsaminaceae. The transcript is spliced from 2 exons. Gene Ontology annotation, biological process: protein phosphorylation. Bases 1 to 1503 code for a protein of 500 amino acids. Gene Ontology annotation, molecular function: ATP binding; protein binding; protein kinase activity.